AUGGGUGUUCACGUGGUAUCAAAGCUCGACAACCGCCAGCAUGCAAGCUUCAACCUCGAAGCCGCUGCUCAAAGCGAAUUAGCGGAGUCCUCAGUUCGAAUCCGUCCACUGCUUCUCAGCCUCACAUCAAAUAAUCUAACCUAUGCCCUCCUGGGCGAGAUUCUGCACUGGUGGGACGCAUACCCCGUAUCCGCAAACUAUCCGGCACCAUACAACGACCCCACAAAAUGGGGAAUCGUCCCGGCAUGGGGCUACGCAACAAUCGAAGAAAGCACCAUCCCCGAUCUAGCAAAAGGCACACUACUCUACGGCUUCUGGCCUACAUCCGACGUCCCGACCGAUCUGAAACUCACACGCGGAUCCCCAGAAGCUCACUGGAUUGAGAUCAACCCUCAUCGCCAGCAACUAAUGCCUCUAUACAAUCGCUACACGAUAGCACCUUCAUCAAACUCAAUCGCAGACCUGAAACUGGAUUCCAUGUCGGAAUCUGCCAGGGAUGAACUGGAUCGCAUGGCCUGGACGGCUCUGUUUAUAGGCGGUGUCGCUGGAUACCUCCUUGCCGAGUACGUCUUCCCGGCUGACGCCGAGGCCCAAAAGCCAAUUCAUCCGCUGGGUGAUCAGGCUGGGUUACCGUGGUCACGCUCUGAUGCGGAUUUGUCAUCUGCCGUCGUGGUUAAUUUGGCUGCGUCGACGAAGACGGCCAGGGUGUUCACGUACUUCCUUUCCCGGAGACAGGUGAAACCCCUGGGCUUGAUGCAGGUUACGUCCUCUAUUGAGCGGGCUGCGGAGGCGGAUCGGAAUUUAGGCUCCGAGGUUCCUUCUAUCGCUGUGCGGUAUGGAGAUAUUGGGUCCACGGAGUCGGCGGAGUGGUUGGCUGCUCGCAAGGCCGAGAAGGUUGUGAUUGUUGACUUUGGAGGGAGGGAUAAUGCGGUUGAGGAUGUACUUGCGCUUAUCAAGGGGGAUGCGCGGUUGCAGCAUUGUGAGGUCGUGAUUGUGCAGGUUGGUAAUGAGCAGAAGGUGUAUUCGAUGCAGGAGGUGAUUGCUGGGAGGGCUGCUAUGGAGAAGCUUGGUAAGGUUCAGUUCAAUACCUCUGGUGUUCAGGAUACGAUUCUUGCUUCGGGGGAUGUUGAGGGGUACUUUAAGAGGAGGAGUGCAAGGUGGGAGAAGUGGCUGGAUGAGAGACAUUUGAGUGUGCCGGGGAUGGAGAUUGUGUUUGGGAAGGGUGUUUUGAGUGCUGGUGGUAUUGAGGGAGGUUGGGAGAAACUGUGCAAUGGACAAGUGGCGCCGGAGGAGGGAUUGGUUUACAAGAUGCAAUAG
Messenger RNA from Penicillium bovifimosum, 1317 nucleotides. Its product is annotated as DUF2855 family protein. Bases 1 to 1317 code for a protein of 438 amino acids. The record is from RefSeq and is a predicted model, not a curated record. The transcript has 2 exons. Lineage: Eukaryota; Fungi; Ascomycota; Eurotiomycetes; Eurotiales; Aspergillaceae.